This is a messenger RNA of Impatiens glandulifera, 1184 nucleotides long. Its product is annotated as zinc finger protein GAI-ASSOCIATED FACTOR 1-like. The record is from RefSeq and is a predicted model, not a curated record. Gene Ontology annotation, molecular function: DNA-binding transcription factor activity. The transcript has 4 exons. Bases 84 to 1091 code for a protein of 335 amino acids. Gene Ontology annotation, cellular component: nucleus. NCBI's taxonomy places the organism in Eukaryota, Viridiplantae, Streptophyta, Magnoliopsida, Ericales, Balsaminaceae.
GCAAGUAUUCAACGUUGUCCCUAGCUAAAUUUAUAUAUAGAAGAUAGUGUUCUUAGAAUCGUAUAUGAAAUAUUGAACUGGAUAUGAUGUCUUCUUCACAGCCAACUAAGAAGAAACGAAAUCUUCCUGGAAUGCCUGAUCCGGAAGCGGAAGUUAUUGCAUUAUCACCGAAGAGUUUAUUAGCAACGAAUCGAUUCAUAUGCGAGAUCUGUAACAAAGGAUUUCAACGUGACCAGAAUCUUCAACUUCAUCGACGAGGUCAUAACUUACCUUGGAAACUCCGAAAGGGAACAAAUAAUAAAGAGAUAGUUCGAAAGAAGGUUUAUGUUUGUCCUGAAAUAACUUGUGUUCAUCAUGAUCCUAAAAGAGCUCUUGGAGAUCUUACAGGUAUUAAGAAACAUUUUUUUCGUAAACAUGGGGAGAAAAAAUGGAAGUGUGAAAGAUGUUCUAAGAACUAUGCUGUUCAAUGUGAUUGGAAAGCUCAUAUGAAAAGUUGUGGUACUAGAGAAUAUCGUUGCCAUUGCACAACUCUAUUCUCCAGGAGGGAUAACUUUAACACACAUAGAACUUUCUGUGAUGCUUUGGCUUCUUCUUCUUCACCGCAUCUAUCUUCAGCUUUAACCAUUCAAAGAUCUGAUCAAAUUGGGUUUCUUCAACAACCAUCUUCUAGGACCACCACCACUUUGCAAAUGCAUGUUCUUAAUCCCACUCCGCCGGCGCCGGUUACUGCAUUUGAGAUGUUCAGAACUGGAUCCAUGUACUCCGGCCAGUACAACAACAUUCAACCACAAUCUCAACAACCAGGACCAGCCAUGUCUGCCACUGCAUUACUCCAAAAAGCAGCACAAGUAGGAGCAGCCGGCGGCGGCGGUGCUAGUUCAUCGUUUCUAUGUGGGUUUGAUCAGCCGGAGAAUUCACAAAGAGGUAAUAAUAACAUUAGGUUUCCCUCCGCCGCCGGCGGAGAAGGAGGAUUCGAAUCGAUGGGACCAAUAUUGAAUCUGUUUUGUACUGGAAGUAAGCCGAUGACUCUGGAUCUUUUGGGAAUGGGAAUUGGAUCCGUUGAUAACAUCGAUGAUGAACGGCGGCGGUGAUGGCGGCGGUGACGGCGGCGGUGGGUCUUCUUCGUCGUCCACCGGCGGUGGUGCUGGAUUCCGGGGAGGUACGAUUUAAAAUAAUUUAGGCAA